Molecule: messenger RNA, 4741 nt
Organism: Anopheles gambiae (African malaria mosquito)
Lineage: Eukaryota; Metazoa; Arthropoda; Insecta; Diptera; Culicidae
Gene: sbm
Product: b(0,+)-type amino acid transporter 1
Exons: 11
Coding region: 486-2186 (566 amino acids)
Biological process (GO): amino acid transmembrane transport
Cellular component (GO): membrane
Molecular function (GO): L-amino acid transmembrane transporter activity
Source: RefSeq, a predicted model, not a curated record
AAGUUCGUACCCGACCGGAGCUAGAUCAAGGUUUUCGGGGAUCCUGGGCAAGCGUUCGUCCGUUUUUGAAGCUUUUUAGGAAGUUCGGCUACGAUCGGUUCCUUUCUCUAUUGGAAAGGUACAGGGGAGAAGGGAGUGAUCGCCAAUCACUGACUGUUUGUGGAGUGUAUGCGUAUAUGUCCCUGUCUCUUUCUUGUGGGUGUGUGCGUGUGUGUGUAGUACGUGUCUUGCCGCUCGACUAGAGACGGAUAAUUGGUGCGCCACGUGGUCGUGCUCGGUACCGACAAAGUGUUUCCGUUGCGUGUCUCGUUGAAUGUUUGUCCGUGUGUAGUGUGUGUGUGUGCAAGUAGUAAACCUAUUUGUUUGACCGACCGCACCAAACAAAACGACAUCACACAGCAUCCCCACACCAUCAUUCUGCCCGCGCGAUCACGGCCGACCAACACACCCGUCGGAUAGCCAAUUCGCUCCCGGACGCUCAUGCCAUGCGCAGCUCAAUCUCUCAGCUCUUCUCGGCAGCGUCAGACCACGAUGCCGGAGGGCGCAACGCACAUCAGCUACAGGCGGCCGGUACGGGAACUCCCACACAGUGCACUAACGGCUAUGCAGGACACAGUGGAUCAAUUAAAGAUGUAUCAAAGACAGACUGGAAUUCCCGCAUCGGGGACGGAACAGCGCAGCUCAACGGGACUCUCGGGCGAGGGACGUCCGAAACGGCAGAGACCGACUCAUCAGGGACCGGGGGGAUGCGGGACGCGUUGGAGGGGCCGGGCUCAGCGCAGAACGACGCUAUUCACCUCAAGAGACGGGUGGGACUCUUCAGUGGGGUUGCUUUAAUUGUCGGUACCAUGAUUGGGUCCGGAAUUUUCGUGUCGCCAUCUGGUUUACUGGUGCGAACUGGUUCCAUUGGUGUGAGCUUUAUCAUUUGGAUGGCCUGUGGAUUGCUCUCGUUGUUAGGUGCAUUGGCGUACGCUGAGUUAGGCACGAUGAAUACUUCGUCCGGAGCAGAAUGGGCAUACUUUAUGGACGCGUUCGGGGCCUGGCCCGCCUUCCUGUUCUCGUGGGUGUCGACGCUGGUGCUGAAGCCGUCCCAGAUGGCGAUCAUCUGCCUGUCGUUCGCGCAGUACGCGGUCGAGGCGUUCGUGUCCGAGUGCGAUCCGCCGCUGAGCGUGGUGAAGAUGGUUGCGAUCCUUGCGAUCGUGAGCAUCCUGUUCGUGAAUUGCUACAGCGUGAACCUGGGCAUGGCCGUGCAGAACGUGUUUACGUCGGCGAAGCUGAUCGCGGUGCUGAUCGUGAUCUGUGGCGGUGCGUACAAGCUGUGCCAGGGCAACACGCAGCAUCUGCAGAAUGCAUUUAGCGGCACUACGCCGUCGCUGGGUGCGAUCGCGACCGCUUUCUACACCGGCCUGUGGGCGUACGACGGUUGGAACAAUCUGAACUACGUGACGGAGGAGAUCCAGAAUCCGAGCAAAAAUCUUCCCCGCUCGAUCAUCAUCGGCAUCCCGCUGGUGACGCUGUGCUACGCGCUGAUCAACGUCUCCUACCUGGCCGCCAUGUCGCCGACGGAGAUGAUCGAGUCGGAAGCGGUCGCGGUCACGUUCGGCAACCGCAUACUGGGCGUGAUGGCGUGGCUGAUGCCGCUGAGCGUCACCAUCAGUACGUUUGGCAGUGCGAACGGCACGCUGUUUGCGGCGGGACGACUGUGCUUUGCUGCCAGCCGCGAGGGCCACCUGCUGGACAUACUGUCCUACGUGCACGUUCGUCGUCUAACACCGGCGCCUGGGCUAAUCUUUCACUCGCUUAUUGCCGGUGCGAUGGUGCUGUACGGUACGAUCGAUUCGCUGAUCGACUUCUUCAGCUUCACCGCCUGGAUCUUCUACGGUGGCGCCAUGGUCGCCCUGAUCGUGAUGCGCUACACCAAACCGAACUACCCCCGACCCUACAAAGUCCCACUUAUCAUUCCAAUUUUGGUUAUGGUCAUUUCCGGCUACCUUGUGGCGGCUCCCAUCAUCGAGAAGCCGCAAAUCGAGUACCUGUACGCAGUGCUGUUCAUACUGGCUGGGCUGAUCUUCUACGUACCCUUCGUGCACUACGGCUACCAUCCAAAGUUCAUGGACAACGUUACCCUCUUCUUCCAAAUGCUGUUUGAGGUGGUGCCCACGACGUCGAUGGCAAUGUUUGACUAGGAUUGGAUACCACCACUACCACCCGCCACCCCCGCCGCCACCAUAUAGACCGGGGCAACAGACAAAAAGAAACUCCCAACACUGCUCAAUGCAUCCAAUGCAGCAGCAAAAUGGCACAAAACAACAACAACAACAAGUCGUCUAUCUAUAAUCGCCAACGAACUUGCAUCCACUCACUACUCCUGCUACUACUACUACGACUAGCGCAUAACUUUCUCCCGCGUGUUUGCGCGUGGUACACCCGCCCCCAAUUACGAUCGUGACAUUAGUAAUACUUAGCUAUGUUAGUAGUAGUUUUCUAGUAGUAGCAACGGCAGCAGCAGCAGCAGCAGCAGCAGCAGCAGUAGUUUAUAUAUAUGUGUGUGUGUGUUUGUGUAUGCGCUGCGUACUUAACCUUUCAGGCGCUUCUUCCUGUGCGUGACGAUGGCGCAACGUCGCGUGGAAUACACGCGCGCGCGCGCGCGAACAAUAUGGGCAAUUUAUUCGCAACAAAAACAUAGCAAUAAUGGACUCUGUCGUACUGUAUACCUUCUCCCAUUAGUCUGCUGAUGAUGCUGGUGAAGACUACCCGAAGGCAAUAACCAUUGAUGGCUUUCGCUUUAUACACUAUUGGAGCAACGUAGCGUGACGAUGAUGAUGAUGGAAGGAUCCAGUGUUUAUUGAACUGGUUGGGAACAGCAUAGGUUUCGGGAAGAUGUUAGAGGAAGCUUUCUUUCUUUCGCCAGUAAGAGCGGAUUCUUUUAGCUGCUGGGAGGAAAAAAAAGGGUCAAACCACAGUUGUAACCGACUGCUGUACGCGUUGCCAAACAUUUACGGUGGGAAAUUUCGAUUUGAAAUCCCAACCGGGUAAAACAGAACUUUUCGGAGUUGCUUUCAAGGGAGUUUUUGUGUGUUUUUAAAAGUUGCUUUCACCCCACAAAAUACUCGUUUGUUUGGUUUUGUUUUUUGUUUUUAAGGACAACGAUAAAGACAGGACUAUCCACGAAGGGGCAGAGGUUACAUUUAGUUGGAGAAGAUCAAGAAAUCAUGCAAUAAGAGGGGGACGACGAACACACAAUUAACCUUUUUACUCUCUCUCUCUCUCUUUAUGAAAGCUGCACGGAUCAUUCCCGAAUGGUCGUUUUUGUGUUUAGUGUUUUAUUUUUCGCGUUUUUUUUUUUGCGUGGAGUUCACUCCAGAUGUGAUGAUGGACCAGAGUGAAACGACCAUUUUCUGUCAUCGGCUUAGUGCAGGAGUCGAUGAUGAGCACGUGCCCUCCCACCAAUGCUGCGAAAGGGAAGAAAAAAGGGCAGUUUGGAAUGCUGUGUGUGUGUGUGUGUGUGCGUGUGUGUUUGUUUGGAUUCGAUCGGUGCACCAACGGAGCUAUCAUUCCGCACCGAAGGAUCCUGGAAGCAAACACACAAACACAAAGUGUCCCCUCCCCCCUCGAAUGCCUUUGAUUGGAGGAGUUCCUUUGUGCUUAAAACUCAUCUUGGCUUACAAGCUCCAAAUAUUGAAUAUCGUUAAUGAGCGCUGGUUUUUUUUCUGUUGGAGUUCCCGGGGCUUUUGUUUCUUAAAGAUGCAAAACACACACACGCGGAGACACCGGGAGGAAAGUAGUUUGGAGUAGAAAACGACGGCGGUAGCAAAACCAAAGAACAAAACAACACCAAAAUGGAACGGAAAUUUGGAUUUUGAUGCGGAGGAGGGGAUGGGGGGAAGGGGGGGAGAAAGCUUUUGCUGCGCGAGAGAAAGCAGCUAGAAGGGGGAGAGAAAAGGCAUGAGCGAAGGAGAGGAAACGUGACACUAAAGAUAACCAAAAAGAAAAGGAAACAAACCCAUAUACAAUCAUUAAUUUAUCAAACAAUCCCCCCUCCCUUUUUGAAUAUUUGAAGCAAAUGAGCGUUACAAGUGGCUAAAAGAAAAGGGAAAAGAAAGGGGAGGGGAAACCAACCCCCCGAAGAGUCUGUGUGUGUGUGGUGGAUGUGUUGUAAUACGGAAAGUGAUGGUUGCGAAGGGGAAAAAACCAAGAAGUGAUUAGUGUAAAUGACGAUGCUGAUGAUGAUAAUUAUUUUCUGUUAACGAGUAGUUCUUUUUUGAGUUUUUGGACAAUUGAUGAAAUAAAGAGACGUUAUUUAUAUAUAGAAGAAAAAAAAUGGCGGAGGGAAAUAAUGAGGUGCGCAAUGGCAGACCAACCCAGCGCAACAUCCCAUCCGAAACGGACGUUAGUUUGUGUAGGUAGCACUAAGAGAUCACUACGUACUUUAAAAAAACGAAUUCCUUUCUUUGUUGUUGUUGUUGUUGUCUGUUCUCAUUCUUCCAUUUUAUUUUCUCCUACUUUCUGCUUUUUCCGCACACUCGUCUGUUCCUUCUUCCCUAUUUUACAUGUCUCUGUCCCUCCUCUCGCUAUCCUUCUCUGUUUAAUUACUCUUUCCACUAAGCAGCGUUACGAAACCACCUCUCUCUCUCUCUCUCUCUCUCUCUCUCUCUCUCUCUCUCUCUCUCUCUCUCCCUCUCUCUCUCUAUCUCUCUCUCUAUCUCUCUCUCUCUUAUACAUACACACACACACACACAAA